AUGCCAACUACACCAUCUGGCGGCUUGUCGUUGCAAUCACCAUCACAUCUCGCUCUUGUAGGGACUGAAACAUGGACAACGCCUUUGCACCUGCUUGGAUUUGGCACAGACGGAGAUUUCUCAGUCCAAGAUCAGUCGGGGGCUUUCGGGUUACUCGGAAGCUCAGCCAGUCCCACGCUGCCAUGGUCGCACAUAGCACUCUUCGACGAAGCUUCAUUACGCCCAGCGCCAUCUUUAACCCCUGUUAUGAACGAUACCACGCCGUCUUCGUACUUCCUAGAGCAGGUAGACCCACCGUUCAUUGCCAACUUUGAUGAUAUGAACUGGAAAACAAUGAAACGAUACAUGAUCGAACUAGGUUGCCAUAAUGUCACCGUUUCGCGGGCAAUAUCUGCUGUCGAGUCGCUCUAUGAGACGAAGAUGAACUGCAAAGAUCCUAUGAGUUCAAUGGCAUCUUAUUAUGUCGCAAAAAGUAGCUAUGCCAGCAUGCUAGAGCGGGAUAGUGAUGGGCCUGAGAUUGUCUUGGUCGUGACCUUCCUGCUAUGUUGUUUCGAAAUUGUGGCACAACACGAGACCGUGCCAAUUACUCUAAAGCCCGAAGGCCCUCUAGUGGACAAGCUGGAAGCCUGGGCGGACAACACAACAUAUGUGUGGUCUCCAGUGCUUCGCCGUCUUCAAGCCUGGUUCCAAAUUCUUCACGCAAGGACGAUGCAUCUUGGUGGACCUGGACUUUUGUCUCCGAAGGUGGGCAGGCUUUUGAAAUGUGAGUGCCGAGGUCCGACGCCUGGCCUUGGUCAACUUGGAAACCAAGCUCUCUGCCCUGAACAAGCAAUUCUAGGCGAUCUCUCUAACCAACUGUUUGAGUUUUACUUGGAGAUAUCGAUGGUCAGUACUCAGAUUGCGAGUCUGAAUCGCCAUCAUCGCUCGCGAGGGUUUCAAGCAGACGAGAGAGAAGUUCAAAAUGUGGCAGAGGAGCUUCAAGAAAUUCUUCUUCACUUGUGGCAAAGGCGGCCGUCAUUGCUACGGGUAGACAGGGAUCAGUUGCAAAACAAAAUAUGGCCGGGAUUGAGAAGUUCGAUUGGUCGACUCGUUGACCUGUGCAGUGUGGCAUUUUCCGCCGAGAUCAUAUAUCUGGGUCGUGCCUACGGAAAAUGCUCUACCGCAUCGACGGAGUCUUUGGAAGCCAUGAGACAAAUACACCGCAUAGUGGACUCCCACUCUUGUGAACAUUCUGCAGUGGAUCCCGGUUUCAUAUGGCCGUUAUUUAUUUAUGCUGUCGAGCAUCCAGAACCAGAGCAAAGUGGGUGGGCGGUCAGGACUUUGCGCAAGGUCAAAAAUCCAGUCUGGCACAGUGAGCUCGUGUCAGACCUUGCCCAGGGCAUAAGUGAGGAGCAGCUUAAGCAGGCCCAGAGGGUGGAUACUAGAUACUUCUGUCUCAAGCACUUCAGCACCCCGCCACCAUUUAUCUAG
Penicillium arizonense is the source of this 1470-nucleotide messenger RNA. RefSeq lists its product as uncharacterized. The transcript has a single exon. Bases 1 to 1470 code for a protein of 489 amino acids. NCBI's taxonomy places the organism in Eukaryota, Fungi, Ascomycota, Eurotiomycetes, Eurotiales, Aspergillaceae. The record is from RefSeq and is a predicted model, not a curated record.